Messenger RNA from Plectropomus leopardus (leopard coralgrouper), 6497 nucleotides. The record is from RefSeq and is a predicted model, not a curated record. NCBI's taxonomy places the organism in Eukaryota, Metazoa, Chordata, Actinopteri, Perciformes, Serranidae.
UUUGUCAGCUAAUUUUUUUUAUGUUUGCGUUCAUGUGAGAAGCAGCGAAGAAAAGGGAAGCAUGAAACUUAAAGAGAUCAACCGCACAGCCAUCCAGAGCUGGAGUCCUGCGCAGCACCACCCCAUCUACCUUGCAGCAGGAACAUCAGCCCAGCAGCUGGACGCCUCCUUCAGCACCAAUGCCUCCUUGGAGUUUUUCGAGCUGGACUUGACCGAUCCGUCUCUGGACAUGAAGUCAUGUGGCAGCUUCUCCUCCUCUCACAGAUACCACAAACUGGUCUGGGGUCCCUACGGCAUGGACUCCCAGGGUCACCCAGCUGGGGUCCUUAUCGCAGGAGGCGAGAACGGCAACGUCAUCCUGUACGACCCUGCAAAGAUCAUGGCCGGAGAGACCGACGUGAUCAUUGCUGAGAGCGACAAACACACGGGGCCUGUGAGAGCGCUCGACGUCAACCCGUUCCAGACGAACCUGGUGGCAUCAGGUGGCAACGAGUCCGAAAUCUACAUCUACAUGAAUAACUUUGGCUCUCCAAUGACGCCAGGACCGAAAUCUCAGCCUGUGGAGGACAUCAGCUGUGUGGCGUGGAACAGACAGGUCCAACACAUCCUGGCCUCCGCCAGCCCGAGCGGCAAAGCGUCAGUGUGGGACCUCCGCAAGAAUGACCUCAUCAUUAAAGUUAGCGACCACAGUAACAGAAUGCAUUGCUCCGGGCUGGCGUGGAAUCCCGAAGUGGCCACUCAGCUGGUCUUGGCCUCGGAGGACGACCGGAUGCCGGUCAUCCAGAUGUGGGAUUUACGUUUCGCUACCUCUCCUCUCAAGAUUUUAGAGAACCACACACGAGGGAUUUUGGCCAUCGCCUGGAGCUUGGCCGAUCCCGAGCUGCUCCUGAGCUGCGGGAAGGACAACAGGAUCCUGUGCUGGAAUCCAAACACAGCCGAGGUGCUGUACGAGUUGCCGACCAGCAGUCAGUGGUGCUUCGACAUCCUGUGGUGCCCCAGGAACCCCGCCGUGCUGUCGGCUGCGAGCUUCGACGGACACAUCGAUAUCUACUCCAUCAUGGGAGGAACCAACCAGGCGCAGAGCCAGAGACACGCCGACCAGAUUAGCAACUCGUUUGGGAACAUGGAUCCUUUUGGGACGGGACAAACUUUGCCGCCGCUGCAGCUGCCGCAAACUCCUGUUCAGCCAGCUACAGUCAACCCCCUGAAGAAACCGCCCAAGUGGAUCCGCAGACCUGUCGGAGCCUCGUUCGCUUUUGGUGGGAAGCUGUUAUCUUUGGAGAACACAAAGCUGAACCCUCAGCAGCCGCAGCAGCCCACCUCACAUGUCGUACACAUCAGCCAGGUUGUCACAGAAACGGCCUUCCUGAAGCGCUCCGAUCAGCUGCAGGCCACGCUGAGCGCGGGCAGCUUCGUGGAUUUCUGCCAGGAAAAGAUCGAUGGAGCUGAAAAUGAGUUUGAAAAGACGCUUUGGUCUUUCCUCAAGGCUAAUUUUGAGACCGAUGUCCGCAGCAAGUACCUGGAACUUCUGGGCUACAACAAGGAGGAGCUGGCCUUGAAGAUUUCAGCAGCACUGGAGGAAAAGCCUGCUGAAGCUCCACAGGUGGAGGCUCCUGCUCCAGUCAGCCUGCAGCCUUUACCGGACCUCAGCCUCGUGCCGCCUGCUGACACCCCAGAGGCAGCGUUUGACAUGAUCGCUGCUGCAGCAGUUUUACCACCUGCAGAAACUCCAGAGGCGGCGUUCGACAUGAUCUCUGCUGCAGCCGUUUUACCACCUGCAGAAACUCCAGAGGCUGCGUUUGACAUGAUAGCUGCAGCCGCGCCACCUGUUGCUGAUACUCCUGAGGCCGCGUUUGACAUGAUCGCUGCUUCAGCCCCCGUGCUGCCUGCUGACACUCCCGAGGCGGCGUUUGACAUGAUCGCUGCUUCAGCCCCCGUGCUGCCUGCUGACACUCCCGAGGCGGCGUUUGACAUGAUCGCUUCAUCAAACCUCGAGCCGGCAGCCACGCUGGAGCUCAACUCUGCUCCUGACCUUGAGACCGAAGCGCCAGCUGCAGCAGAGGAUCUAGAGGAAGUUCCCGCCAGCGAACCAGAAGAAAAGGUGGAGCAGGUUCUUCCAGAGGAGGAAGCAGAGGAGGAGGAGAUCCCCUUGGAUGAUGAGCAGGAGCCGGCAGCACCAGCGGAGCAGGAGCUCAGUCCUCCUGAGGUCCUGGCUCCAGUGGAGGAGCCCAUCGAGGCUCCAGUUCCAGCUCUGGUUGAGGUCAUUGAGGAGCCGGCACCAGCACCUGCUCCUGCUCCGACUCCGGCCAAUACAGACGGAGUCAAUCUCAGCAUCAGCCAAGAUGUGGACGGGCUGAUCACGCAGGCCCUGCUGACCGGAGACUUCGAGGGCGCCGUGGAGCUCUGUCUCCAUGACAACCGGAUGGCAGACAGCAUCAUCCUGGCCAUCGCCGGAGGGGCCGAGCUGCUGGAGAAAACCCAGAGGAAGUAUUUUACGAAAACGCACAGCAAGAUAACCAAGCUGAUCAGCGCCGUGGUGAUGAAAGAUUGGCACGACAUCCUGAAGACGUGCGACCUGCAGAACUGGAGGGAGGCGCUGGCUGCUGUCAUGACCUACGCUCAGCCCGAGGAGUUCUCGUCCCUCUGUGACCUUCUCGGGGACAGACUGGAGGCAGCAGAGGACGCCCAGCUUCAAGCCCAGGCCUGUCUGUGUUACAUCUGUGCUGGAAAUGUGGAGAAACUUGUGUCAUGCUGGAGCAGAGCACAAGACGGACACUGUCCACUGUCCCUUCAGGACCUGGUAGAGAAGGUGGUGGUGCUGCGGCGUGCGGUGGAGCUGACCCAGCGCUCCGGGCCCGCUGCUAUCGGCAUCCUGCUGGCUGAGAAGAUGAGUCAGUACGCCAACCUGCUGGCCUCUCAGGGCAAUCUGUCCACCGCCAUCACCUACCUGCCGGACAACACCAACCAGCUUGCCGUACAGCAGCUUCGUGACCGUCUCAGUCGGGCUCUGGGGCAGCGGGCGGCGGCUCCUGCAGCUCCGGUUCAACCUCAGAGAGUUCAGCCUGCACCGACUCAGACUCGGCCCGCCCGCCACGCCGCUCUGCCUCGCCAUCCGUUCACCCCGAUGCAGCCCGCCAUGGUGCCUCAGCAGCCCGCUGCAGCUCCGGUCCCCAUGCCCACACCCGCUGCCUCCGCCCCAGCACCGCCGCAGUAUUACCAGCCGGUGAGGGCGACCUCCACUGUCACCUCCUGGAGUAACCAAACCCCCACAGCCCUCCCCAGUGUCCCUCCUCCUCCUCUUCAAGAGCAGCAGGUGGAGCCUCCAAACCCCAUGUACGGGAUGCCGCCUCCCUGCACAGCUGUUCAGUCUCCGGUCUCCUCCGGUCCUGCAUACAUUUCCCAGCAGCACCAGCCCUACCCCCAGGUCCACCAGUACCCCCCUGGAGCUGGGGGGGCUCCUUUCUAUCAGCCUCUUCAGUACUCUGCUGCUGCUCCUCCUCCUGCAGAGCCGCCCGGCUUUCUCUCUCAGUACACACAGCCGGCACCUCCGGUCUAUCCCGGACAGCCUCCCAUCAGCCAGUGCCUGUCCUCCUCUCCUCCCUCUCAUCCUCCUUUCUAUCCAAACGCCUCCUCUUCCUCCUUUAACGCGCCUCCGUCCUCCGGAGCGUCUUUCCAGCACGGCGGUCCAGGCUCUUCUGUGUCGUACAUGCCUGUUCCUCCUCCACCGAGCGGAGUCUCAGGUACACAGCUGAUCCCGGCCUCUCAGAGAACAGGGCCUCAGAACGGCUGGAACGACCCGCCGGCUCUGAACAGAUUAUCGAAGAAGAAGACGGUUCAGAUGAACUACAUGCCUCCGGCCCCCAUCACUUCUCCCAUCAUGGCUCCGCUGGGUGCUGACCCUCAGGCCCAGCCAGUCUCUUCUGGGGCCCCUCAGGCCAUGGUCCAGGGCCCGCACGGUGCCCAAGUCCCCUACUCAGGCAUGCACCAACAGCAGCAGCAGCAGCAGCAGAUGCAGCAGCAGCAGCAGCAGCAGCUCUCCCCUCCACCCAUGAACCCUGCGAUCCCCAAGACCAGUAUGGAGGGCGCACCAGGAGCUCCCACUGGAGACGUUAUACAGCCUCUGCAGUCCAUCCCGGCUGAGAAGAUCAUGAAGAAGCCCAUCCCCGAUGAGCACCUGGUCCUGAAGACCACGUUCGAGGGGCUCAUCCAGAAGUGUUUGGCUGUAGCUACCGACCCCCAAACGAAGAGGAAGCUUGACGACGCCAACAAACGUCUGGAAGCACUUUAUGACAAACUCAGAGAGCAGACGCUCUCUCCCGCCAUCGUCGGAGGACUUCACAACAUCGCCAGGAGUGUAGAGUCGCGGUCCUACACGGAGGGCCUCAACAUCCACACCCACAUAGUCAGUAACAGCAACUUCAGCGAGACGUCGGCGUUCAUGCCCGUCCUCAAGGUGGUGCUGACACAAGCCAACAAACUCGGGGUCUGAAGCGAGUCUUCGUGACCGGCGGACGGCGGGGAGCGAGCGCUCGGUGGUCGAUAUCUUUUCACAGGGAACUCCAUUUGGACUCGCAGCGCAAACGACGAAAAAUUCAGAGAAAUCCUGCUGAAUUCUUUUGUGCCAUUCAUGUUUUUUCUGACACAAACACAAGCCAUCAGUCGCACUCAGUGGUGAAAGUAAAUUCUGCGCCCCGUGCAAACGAAGGGCUAGAGACUCGUGCAAUCAUAAUCUGCCAACACGCUACACCCAAACAUGUUUUUAACUCAAUGUUGUAGUCAUAUGGAUCAACAUAGGAUCAUUGAAUCAAUAUGCAGUAAUCGUGUUAAAUCAUAAUAAAAGUAAAAUCUCAAAAUUAGCAACAAAAACAUAAGGAAGGCAGCGUUUCAGCAGGUUGAACCUGGAAAUAAAUCUAAAUAAAUAUGGAAUUUUUAGACCAAGAAAAUAGGAAAAGCAAAAGGAAAUUUGUGAAUCUUGAGGGCAUUUUUAUUUGUGUGUUGAGACGAUCAAAAAUAAAUGUCGUAUAUUUAAAUCUCAGUGAAUUCGGCUGACUGUUGAUACAGCAGAGCGGCAUGCUUUCAGCUCACAGCAAUCAUUUCAGAAAUAUUGGCUUGUUCAUCUUUAUAGUCUUUCGAUAUUUGUGCACUACAAUAAUGCUCAGAUACCUUUUAUAGUCCAUAAAUACGGAGUUUUCUCUUAAAAGUGCAAAAUCAUGCUUUAUGUUUUACACAUAGACGCAUCAUCGCCUGCAUGCAUUUUUGCAAAAGACUCUCUCUAACCUGCAAAUGAUGCAGUUAGAGAGGAUGGAUUCAUUUAAAAACAGGGCAUUAGACUGACUUCACACCAGUAAUCACUCACAAGCAGUGAAAGAGAAACUGCUGCUUCUUUAAUGAUCUAAUUAGACUUUUGUUAGUGUUUAAAGGUCCAGUGUGUAGGAUUUAGGGGGAUAUGUUGGCAUAAAUGGAUUAUGAUAUAAUAAGUAUGUUUUCUUUAGUUGUUUUUUUGUUAUCUUAGACUGAGCCGUUAUAUCUACAUACGGAUCACCAUGUGGUGACCUCUUUGGAUAAUUCAGCUUUUGGUAAAAACCUACAGUAAAACCCUCAUAUAGUAGAUGUGCAAUGUCAUUUUUAACUUGAAACUGCUUUUAUUCUUUUUUUUUUUUACUAGUUGAAAUCUCUUGGUCCAUUUGUUUUGCAGAUGAUUUGGCUCCCGGUAAAAACUGGAACUGAAGUUAUACAAAAUCAGGAAGAAAAAAACGCUGAUUUUUAACACGAAACUGCUUUAUUAAUUGUUUUUACUGGUCUAAAUCACUUGAUCUGUAUGUUUUGGAGAAAAAGAAAACUUUGCGGCUAAUCAGGAGAAGCCGAAUUGGCCACGGAAGGAAUUCUUACCGGGAAAAGUUUUAGCUGGUUGCAGUUUGCAGUCCUCGCCAGUAGAUGCCACUAAUUCCCCCCAAAUCUUACACACUCUUCCUUUAAAGCAAAAUUGAUGCAUUUUUUAAUGUACCCAGUAUGUGUUUGUUAUUACUCUAAUCCCCUUUUUGUGCUUUUUCUGGCUUACUUUCACCACUGGUGUCACUACAUACAAACACAUUGGACCAAGACAUUGUCAGUGUGUGGGAUACGUCAAUGCAAAGCAAUGCAAUCCCAUUUGUUUUAAUGUUUAUGUCUUUUUUUUUUAAUUCUUUUUUUUUCUUCAGUGUAAUCAUGAGGCUCAGCAGAGUGCAAUGGACUUUAAAAAAAGAGACUGCUUUUAUGGAAUUUUAAAGUAUGCAUGCUUAAACAAACGCUAACAGUUAAUGGCAUUGGAGGUAAUUAUCGGCUAAUUAAUCAGACCUCGGAGGGAAACUGGAAGGAGACUUGUACUUGAUUUUCAUUCCAACUUUGAUGAGGGCUGAGUCUGAGCGGUCAACCUCAGUUUAUGUUGUUAAUAAAGCAAAACAAGUCUUUGUUUAAGAUUGACUACAUGCAAUAUUUUCAAUAAAUAGUAUUUAUUUACA